This is a messenger RNA of Ceratosolen solmsi marchali, 671 nucleotides long. RefSeq names its product heterogeneous nuclear ribonucleoprotein A3 homolog 1-like. The coding region runs from base 80 to 604 and encodes 174 amino acids. The record is from RefSeq and is a predicted model, not a curated record. Lineage: Eukaryota; Metazoa; Arthropoda; Insecta; Hymenoptera; Agaonidae. The transcript is spliced from 4 exons.
GAGUGCGUCGAGGCGCGACUUUGCAGCAGCCUUCCGUCGAUAGGACUCCAGGUAGACAUUUUCGGGCAAGACUGCGAGGAUGAAGUGGUCGGCACUGGUGGCGAUGUUCCUGGCGUUUCUGGCCGGUGGUUGGGGACUCGGCCGACCUGGACUGCCCGACUCCGGAGUCGUCGUCGUCUUCCCGAAAUCGACCAGAGGCCUUCGGGACACGGUCCUGAGACGUAAGCAGCGCUCCGUAAAUAACGAUUACGAGGAUUAUGGAGACGACGGUGGUCCCGAAGCCCGGCAUUUCAAGCGCAAGCUCAAGUACAAAUUUCGUCCUAACAAUUACGGUCUAGGAUACGGUGGUUUUGGAUGUCGUAAGUUGCAUGGCUGCGGAGGCUUCGGAGGGUGGCAUCAGCCGCAUUAUGGAGGUGGGCCGGUCGCAGCUGCAUUCGCAGGUUCAGGACACGGCUACGGAGGACAUUACGGAGGCUGGAAUCCCGGCUGGAAUUAUGGCGGCGGUCUCGGUGGCGGAUUUGGCAGACCCGGACCCCACUCCCAGGUGGCGAGUUGGAAUAUCGGGCCCUUCCAGGGUGCAUUCGGUUAUGCCCACGCCGGUUAAGUCACAACCAUGGGUGUUUCCAGGACGCGGGAUCCAACCUCUUCGCAAAUAUUAAGUCCGGACUUCG